AUGUGCUUUGGUUUAGGAUCUGCAGAAGGAAUUCCAGAAAUGCAAGGAAAGCCAAAACACUCGACUGGACUUGAGCUCUUCCAAUGUAUGUUUCUUUCCUUUGAUUUCUUCGCAAGUAAGUUCGAAGCGCUUUUUCAGAUCAGUUCAAUUCCGAGCACCAUCAAAGAUCUCGUUCAGUUGACCGAGUUGUUCUUGUAUAAAAAUAAGCUGACGACGCUGCCGCCAGAAAUCGGCCAUUUGGUAAAUCUGAGGAAGUUGGGACUGUCGGAAAAUUACUUGACGUCGUUGCCGGACUCUCUGGCGUCGCUGAUCGAGUUGCAGGCGAUUGAUCUCCGUCACAAUCGUUUAAACGAGGCAAGUAAUAUUCCUCAUGUGAUAUAUGAAAUUACAUCGCUCGAAACGCUGUGGUUGCGCUACAACAGAAUAACAUCUGUGGAGGAGAAAAUAGGCAAUCUUAGUCUGUUUUUCCAGAAACUUAAAAUGUUGGACUUGCGGGAAAACAAAAUUCAAAUGCUGCCAGAGUCCGUAGCAUCGUUGAGCUGCCUUCUGGUCUUUCUCUUGUCUUAUAAUCAUUUGCAUAGUGUUCCUGCAGACAUUGGGAACUGUACAGAACUGACACAGCUCGAUUUUCAACACAAUGAAUUGACAGAAAUCCCGGAAUCCCUUGGAAGCUUAGUGAAUCUGACCCGCUUGGGGCUGCGCUAUAACAAAUUGACUUCCAUUCCGGCUUCGUUGGCGAAAUGUGUAAAGCUCGAGGAGUUCAACGUCGAGGGCAAUAAUUUAUCCCGUUUACCUGAUAACUUGCUCUCAAGUUUGAAUAACUUGCUGACUAUCAACCUCAGUAGAAACGACUUCACUGCAUUUCCACAAGGUGGCUCGGUGCAGUUCAUUUCCGUCACGAACAUUAAUAUGGAACACAAUCAGAUCAACAAAGUACCUUUCGCAAUAUUCUCUCGUGCCACCAAGUUGGGCAAACUGAAUCUGAAAGAAAACGAGCUGACAUCGUUGCCCUUAGAUGUUAGUUCAUGGCACAGCAUGGUCGAAUUGAACCUGAGCACGAAUCAGUUAAAAUUUCUUCCUGAUGAUAUCGACCAACUGCAGAACCUCGAAGUGCUCAUCGUCAGCAACAAUUUCCUCAAGCGUUUACCUUCGAGCGUCGGAAACAUGAAAAAACUGAAGGAGCUUGACCUGGAAGAAAACGAGCUGGAGACGCUGCCAAACGAAAUCGGGUUUUUGUCAAGUUUGGUUAAGCUGUCGCUGCAGUCGAACAAGUUGACAUAUCUUCCACGGACUAUCGGCAACCUGGUGAAUCUUGUUGAUCUGCGAGUGGGCGAGAACAACUUAACGUGUUUGCCAGAGGAAAUCGGUACUCUUGAAAAUUUGAAAACUCUCUACAUGAACGACAAUUCUUCGCUGCAUACCCUGCCUUUCGAACUGGCCCUCUGUUCGUCGCUCGAAAUUAUGAGCAUUGAAAAUUGUCCUCUGUCCCAGAUUCCGCCGGAAAUCACUGCCGGUGGCCCAUCUCUAGUUAUUCAGUUCUUGAAGAUGCAAGGGCCUUAUCGGACAGUUCUGUGA
Messenger RNA from Soboliphyme baturini, 1575 nucleotides. Lineage: Eukaryota; Metazoa; Nematoda; Enoplea; Dioctophymatida; Soboliphymatidae. The record is from the annotation of a GenBank genome assembly.